AUGUUCAUCUGUCGUGCGUAUGGAAAAGAGGUGUGUCACGUACAAUCGGCUCAGUCAGACAUGUCUGCCAGCAUUGAUCCCCCUUCUAUGCGUAGUGAGCUCAUUAAAGAAGUUUCGUCUGUAUUGGGAAGUGCAGCGGCAGCGGAGAUUUUCAUCAAUUUCCUGGUGUCGACCACGUAUUCUCGUCCCGGUGGAACACCGUUGUGUUUUUUACCUUUGAACAUUGUCGGUGUUACUGAUCCUGAAAUAGCUCAUCAAAUAAUUGAAAUGGUGCAACACUUGAUGCCAAAGGUGAAAGUGCUGACGCUCACUCCUGAACUGCUUUCAAAAACUCGUUUCGCACCGGUGAAAAACUACGAGUCCGAUAUCCUGCAUCAAGGUGAAUUGCAACUGAGCAACGGCACCGUUCUCAUCAUUGAUGAGACUCAACUACCAACUGGUUCCUUCCCUGUCAGCGGUUUCGUUGAGGAGAACCUGAAGGUGUUAGAGGAGCUGCUUGUUGAACACAGAAUGUCGUAUGACUACGGGUUUUACAAAAUUCCUAUGGACAUUGAUUACAAUGUUUUGAUACUCUCAGAAAAGGAAUCAAGAUUUUUCAAGACUCCGUACCGCAUUCCCGUAGAACCAUCUUGUUCAAAGUUAUCUCUGGGAAACGUGGAAAACAAACGAGAGUUUUUGCAACGAAGUCGAAAUGGCGUAAGCUCUAUAUCAAUGACGGAUGACGUUUCCAAGAAAGUACAGGACAGCUUUGUGAACAUGUGCGCUUCAUUAGAUGCAAAAGCUGAUAAGGCGGCCUUGCUCAAUGAGAUGUUGAUCUUGUCGAGACUGGUUGCUUCUUCAAAUGGUAGCCCAAGUGUGGAGUUUGAGCACUGGGAGCACGCAGUUCGAAUCUCGUCAGCGAACUCAUCUGCAAUGUCAAGAUGGAGAUCUCAGUAG
Messenger RNA from Cooperia oncophora, 936 nucleotides. The record is from the annotation of a GenBank genome assembly. Lineage: Eukaryota; Metazoa; Nematoda; Chromadorea; Rhabditida; Trichostrongylidae.